AUGGCUUCAAAUGAGUCCACCACAGGCUCCCCAGUGACCUGGUACCGAGCUGACAGUCCAGCCGCCGUAUGGCAACCAGACGUGUCAAUCCGGCCCCCUACCGGCCUCGGCCCCCGGCCCCUCGCCGACAUCAGCUUCCGACCCCCGCCAGCAGCCCCGCCUCCCCGGCCGCCCGUGCUUCUCCCGGCUCCACCGCCAUUGCGGCCCCCACCAGCCACCUCCGCCUGCGGCGGUCUCCCUACGACCACCGCUUACUGGCCCUACCGCUCCGCUCCCCGGCCUUCGCUCGGCCCUGCAACUCCCGAUCGCCACUCAACUCCCCGGCCCGCCGCUCCGCUCCCCGACCCUUGCUCUGCCCGGCCCCCUGGCGCCGCUCGUCCACCGGGCUCAGCCACUGGCCACCGGAGCGCCGCUCCCUAG
Cryptomeria japonica (Japanese cedar) is the source of this 420-nucleotide messenger RNA. Its product is annotated as lysine-rich arabinogalactan protein 19-like. The record is from RefSeq and is a predicted model, not a curated record. NCBI's taxonomy places the organism in Eukaryota, Viridiplantae, Streptophyta, Pinopsida, Cupressales, Cupressaceae. The coding region runs from base 1 to 420 and encodes 139 amino acids. The transcript has 2 exons.